AUGAAACGACUUUUCGGAUUCAAAGCAUCAGCCGAGGAAGAUGGCACGUCAGCUUCCAACCAGCACUUCCAACAAAAUGAGCCGGCUCGCCGAGAUCCAGGAAGGGCGCGUCAUUCCGUAGCCGUCUCAUCCUAUGCCACACAAACCGAUCGAGGUAUCACUCGGCAGCCUCAUCUUCCAUCCUCCCGAUCCCAUGCCCACAUCACCCGGAAUUCAUUUCAUCCCGCCAACCAAAUCUCCAAACGAUCCAUCUCAGCCUCAUACGUCUCGAAAGCGCCCUCUCAACAACAAAGGUUCCCCGCAUCACGUACCACUGGCCUUUAUGGACGCGGACGCUCACUAGUCCCUCCAGCAGCUACUCCCGAGAAACCUAAAACAAGAAUCGAGAGAAUUACAACCAAGAUCCAUCAGAAGUUGGAUCUCUCGAGUUAUUUGGAUUGGCCGGCCGACAAAUGGAUGGAAAUCCAGGAAUAUUUUGAGCUGAUGGAUUGGGACGAGCUGGGCUUCACCUUCGGGAUCGGCCUAAAUGGUGCCCAUCUCCUUCUUCGAUUUUUCUCCGGCCUAGAAAGCAUGAGACGAAGCCACAUGGGCGAUAAACAAAUAAACAAAUCCUGGUUUUCAUUUGGCUUUGUUGAAGCGAUGACGAUGUGUUCGUUUUUUAUGUGUAUAUAUUCAUGCUAUAAUAGCUACGCGUUCUUCACAGCUCGUAGAGCAUAUCAAUUACAUCACCGCGAAGAUAUGGUCAACUCUCCAAACGUAACCUUAGUUCAAUCACCUACUGCACCACAGGAGGAACCACCAAGCUGGCGAGAGGUGACGUUCAGCCUACUGAAACGGUUUUUAUCGUCUUGCAUUGGAUGGCCGAAUUCGGAAAUAAAUCAACUACCUAAACCUACCCAAGUGUAUCAACUAAAUAUGUCACAGAUCGAUCCGGUCAGACUUAAGGUCUUCAUUGUUUAUCCUCCACCUCAAGCUUUCCUGAUACAUUUCGCCAAUUUCUCCGAAAGUUGCUUGCAUUGGAUAUUGCUUAUGACGGUCUUGAUCUACCAAAAUUAUUUCGUGAUCAAUCAUUUUUCUCAACUCGUGAAGGACAAAGAGAUCAUUCAAGCCGAAGUCAUGCAUGAGUACAACACCAAAUUUGUUUAUCCUAAAGCGUUUCCUCACACAAGAGAAGCUGCGACGAUGACAAGUUCAGCUGAAUUCAUUCGUCGUGAAGAUUGGAUGAGUUAUUGA
Messenger RNA from Puccinia triticina, 1233 nucleotides. RefSeq lists its product as uncharacterized. NCBI's taxonomy places the organism in Eukaryota, Fungi, Basidiomycota, Pucciniomycetes, Pucciniales, Pucciniaceae. Gene Ontology annotation, biological process: maintenance of rDNA; regulation of exit from mitosis. The transcript has 6 exons. The record is from RefSeq and is a predicted model, not a curated record. Bases 1 to 1233 code for a protein of 410 amino acids.